This is a messenger RNA of Aspergillus melleus, 780 nucleotides long. Its product is annotated as alpha/beta fold hydrolase. The transcript has a single exon. NCBI's taxonomy places the organism in Eukaryota, Fungi, Ascomycota, Eurotiomycetes, Eurotiales, Aspergillaceae. The record is from RefSeq and is a predicted model, not a curated record. The coding region runs from base 1 to 780 and encodes 259 amino acids.
AUGACACCCAAUUCUGAACUCUUCUUCCAGUCGCACAACCCUGGCCAUGAAUCCAUUCUCCUCAUCCACGGCGCGUGCGGCACCGGCGCCGAGUUCAACGAUAUCGUCUUCCCCCUGACCAAGGCAGAUUAUCAUCUGCUGAUCCCCGAUCUCCCCGCCCACGGCCAAUCCACACACAUCACCCCAUUCACUGUGGAAUCCGCCGGGGAACGCCUCCUCCAGCUGAUCGCCGAUCACGCACAUAAUGGCGCCGCCCACGUCGUCGGGAUGAGUCUCGGCGCGCACAUCGCCGCAUACAUAGCGGGGCGUGCACGACCGGGUCAAAUCCUAUCGCUGGUCGCAACCGGCUAUAGCACCUUCCAGCCUCCGACGUUCUUGAUUCCGUUCAUUACGGUGCCCAUGUAUGCACUGCAUCAUACGCUUCAACUUGUUUUCAAACCCUCCGUUGAGAUCCAGCAGUGGAUGCGCGGGGAGAGUUCCUAUGCGCUUAUCGCGGAGGUGGCGCGGACGCUUCUGAACCCCCGCGUGUUGCAGGAUAUUCCCGUGCGGACGCUUGUGAUCGCCGCGGCGAAACCGACCAUGGGGAUUUCGGAUCGUCCGCAGAGUGCGAAAUGGUUGUUUGGUGCUGUGGUGGGGGGCGCGGAGAAUGGGAGUCGGGUCGUGCAGCAUCGGGGCGUGAGGCAUCCGUGGCAUGUGGAGGAGGCCGGGCAGUUUGCUGAGAUGGUAAGGCGGUGGGUUGGGGGGUUGGAGCUUGGGGAGGAAUUUGAGGAUAUUCAGUGA